Condylura cristata (star-nosed mole) is the source of this 1925-nucleotide messenger RNA. RefSeq names its product complement component 5a receptor 2 (gene C5AR2). Gene Ontology annotation, cellular component: plasma membrane. Lineage: Eukaryota; Metazoa; Chordata; Mammalia; Eulipotyphla; Talpidae. The coding region runs from base 1 to 1008 and encodes 335 amino acids. Gene Ontology annotation, molecular function: complement component C5a receptor activity; G protein-coupled receptor activity. The record is from RefSeq and is a predicted model, not a curated record. Gene Ontology annotation, biological process: inflammatory response; complement receptor mediated signaling pathway; positive regulation of cytosolic calcium ion concentration. The transcript has a single exon.
AUGCAGAACACUUCUCUCAGCGACGAGUAUGAACAUUACGGUGACGAGCUGCCAGACCUGCCCGUGGACUGCCCUGACGGCGGGUGUGUGUCCAUGGACCUGCUGCGCACCACCCCGCUCCUGCUCUACGCCGUGGUCUUCCUGCUGGGUGUGCCUGGCAACACCAUGAUAGCCUGGGUGAGCAGGAGGGAGGCCCGUCAGAGAGUCAGUGCCACCUGGUUUCUCCACCUGGCCGUGGCAGACCUGCUCUGCUGUUGGUCUCUCCCUGUCCUGGCAGUGCCUAUUGCCCGUAGGGGCCACUGGCCGUAUGGGGCUGUGGGCUGUCGGGUCCUGUCUCCCAUCAUCCUGCUGUCCAUGUACGCCAGCGUGCUGCUCCUGGCUGCUCUCAGCACUGACCUGUGCCUGCUGGCCCUCAAGCCCAACUGGUGGGCUUCCACGGGGCGAGCAUGCAGAGUGCAGGCCGCCUGUGGGGCAGCCUGGACACUGGCCUUGCUGCUCACUGUGCCCUCUGUCAUCUACCGCCAUCUGCACCAAGAAUACUUCCCGCCCAGGCUGGAGUGUGUGGUGGACUACGGCGGCUCAGUGGCAGCUGAGUACACAGUGACCACCAUAAGGUUUCUUUUCGGAUUUCUGGGGCCGUUGGUGAUUGUGACCAGCUGCCAAGGCACUCUCCUGUGCCGUGCAACCCAACGCUGCUGGCCCUUGGGCACAGCCGUUGUGGUGUUUUUUUUUGUCUGCUGGGCCCCCUACCACCUACUGGGGCUGGUGCUCACUGUGGCCACCCCCAACUCUGCUCUCCUGGCUAAGGCCCUGCGGGCUGAACCCCUGGUUAUAGGCCUUGCCCUGGCUCAUAGCUGCCUCAAUCCUGGACUCUUCUUGUAUUUCGGGAGGGCUCAACUAUACCAGUCACUGCCAGCUGCAUGUCGUUGGGCCCUGAAGGAAUCCCAGAGUAUGAGUGAAGGCGUGGUCAGCAAGAAAUCCACCAGUCACGAGGAGGUCGAGGUGUAGGCUAGAGGAAAACCCGUUUGUGUCUUUCAAUCACAUUUCAAAAAGUAGCUUCAGGUAUAGGUAUAGCUAGAUCCAGGGGCUCCUUGAUAUCAUCUAUUCCAUAAUUCCUUCAACUAUCAUUCAUUACUCACAUGCUAUGGGCAAGGUACUGGGGCUGUAGUAGUGGCCAAAGCAGACACAAAUACCUGCCUCCAAGGAGGCAGAUAAUAAGCAGAAAAAGGAGGCAGAUAAUAAGCAGAAAAAUAAAGGAUUCUUUUAAGGGGUGAGAAACUUAAGGGAGCAAAGAGGGCUAACUGAAGUAGGGAUCUAGUUCUACCAGGGAAGGUUCCUUGGUGAUAUCUGAGCCAAAACCUGAAGAAUGGAGAGAGGAGUUAUAGUUAACCAUGGGAAUGGGGGAGAAGCUUUCCAACUGGCAGGAAUAGCAAAUUCAAAGGCCCUUGAGGCAGAAUGUAUUUGGCACUAUAGGGGGAGGAGCAGCUGCAGUGUAUGCAAAAGGUGAUGGUGCCUCAGAUCAGAGCGAGAGUGUGACACAGAUUAUGGGCCUAUUUUGAAGGAAAGGCCAAGUCCAAGCCCCUAAGCAUUUGAGGAUUUUCUCUACAACUGGACACACUUUAUAUUCUAGCUACUCAGACCCAGUACCACACAGAAUAAUGGCUUCUAGUGAUAUCUGUAUCCUAAUCCUGUCCUGAGACUAUGUGAAUUUACCUGGCAAAAGGAUCUUUGCAAUGUUAUUAAAGAUGUUAAGAAGGAAUGAUGAUCUUGGAUUAUGAAGUGGAAACAAUUUCCUCAUGGGGUUUGUAAGAGGGAGACAGGAGGGGCAGAGAGAUGUGACAACGGAAGCAGAUGUCAGAGUGACGUGAGGAAGGGGCCACCCAGCCAAGGAAUGCAGGCAGCUUCCAGAAGCUGAAAAAAGUGAA